Ananas comosus (pineapple) is the source of this 1914-nucleotide messenger RNA. RefSeq lists its product as uncharacterized. The record is from RefSeq and is a predicted model, not a curated record. The transcript is spliced from 3 exons. NCBI's taxonomy places the organism in Eukaryota, Viridiplantae, Streptophyta, Magnoliopsida, Poales, Bromeliaceae. Bases 1 to 1914 code for a protein of 637 amino acids.
AUGUUAAAAGAAUGGGCGAUAUUUAAACAGAAACAGUUGUUCGGUCGUUUUGGGGUUGACUAUUAUGCUCCUGAUGGUGACGGCAAUGUUAUAUUAUUGCCUCCAUUAGGUCCUCCGAAAGAAAGAGACACGUUACAAUCUCUCGGGUAUAAAAUACUUAAUGAUCACCCUGGAUGGUGUGGAAUGAGUAGAGUUUUUGGAGAUAGCAUUGAGGUAGAGGGUUUGAUUGAAUGGGGAAAUUAUAUUAUCUCUCAUUAUACUACUCAGUUACGUCGUGCUGGCAUUUUGGGGGGUAUCAUAGCUUCACGGGGGAAGUACAGUAAAAACAUCAAUAUCAUUAAGGCAUUGGUGGAGCUAUGGUGUUCGGAGACAAAUACUUUUCAUCUUCCAUAUGGUGAGGUUGGGAUUUCUUUAUGGGAAAUUAGAGAACUUAGUGGGCUUCCGAUUAUCGGCGAUAUGUAUGACGAAUAUAUCCCUCCAAAUUCUGAACUUUAUAAUAAAAAUAAUUAUCCCAAUUGCGUUAGGGAGCUUUUUGAUGUUUAUCAAUGGCUUAUGGCUCGAUCUUCUACCAAGCGUGUGCGGUAUGAUUUAUGGGUAAAUUUCUUUUACACAAGCUGUAAGAAGUUGAGUCGAUCUAAGUUUAGGAAUAUAAGCAAUACAGAACUCGCUCCCUCAUAUACAGAAGACACGACUCGAGCGGCCUACAUUUCAUUAUGGUUAUGCAACUUUGUAAUGCCUUCUGGGUUAGAUCAUUUCAUCAGGCCGGAGACAUUUAUUAUGGCUUCUAAGCUGGCGUUAGGUGAAAAGGUUUCCUUAGCCCCUGCCAUUCUUUGUGCUAUCCAUGCUGGUUUGUCUUUUAUGAGUGAUCAUCCCGAAGGUCUUGCGCAUCCUGGGCCUCAAUUUCCUGUUAAUUUUUUGUAUGCGUGGAUUGGUCUUCAUUUUGAACAAACUUAUUCUAGAAAAGUAAUCAGUGAUAAUAUCAAGAACAUUGCUGGCUUACGAAGCCCUCCUCAAAUGAUAUUUUUUAUGGAUGCGGCGGCUUCUCCUUUUAAUGCUAAGCGAGCACGGAUUCAUCUUAGAUCGAGCGCCCAUUUUGUGUGGGGUCCCCUGCCAUAUUUUUAUUCUUUUGUUAAUGAUGGUUGGCUUUAUGAUGCAAAAUUGGCUCCAGGAGAGUGUAAGUAUCCGAGAGAGGUCUAUGAGUAUAUAAUUUCUAUCAGACAGAGCGUGCUUCCACUUCGUUUGGGGAACAAAUUGCACACACAGCCGUAUAAUCCUCACCGUUUUGCUCGACAAUUUGGCUUCGAUCAGUCUUUUCCUGAAAGUAUCAAAGUUCCUAAGUUAGCGAACCAUCUUGGGACACUUGCUGGGUGUUGGAAUCAUUUUCUUCGAUAUGGCACUUCCACUAAUUAUUUUAUACCAAAGAAGGACCGGAUUGGGAAACCAACUUUGCAUUAUGCGCGCUGGUGGUCGAAUAGCGUGCAUUCGAGCUUCAAACACGGAGUAGGCUAUUUACUAGCUGUGGAUGAUCCCCGCAAGAAGAAGAAAGGUGUUGCUAUUGUUGGUAAAGAUUCUGAUUUUGAGGAGAGAUUAAACUCGUCAAAUGUUAGAGAUGAAAGGGUUCUGAAUAUUCCAGAACCAAAGGGAAAAGAACUGGACUUAUUUCCAGAAUAUGAUCAUAUUCAAGCUGAUCUUUCAGAUGACUCCCCUCAACGUGAAGUUCUUGGCCUCAGUUUUCCAAUUCAUGAAGACAAGAAAUCUGAGGAAGUGCUUAUUACGGGUUCGCCUACCGGGGGUAAAAUGCACUUGCAAGAUCCUUUAACGAAGUCAAAGGCAUGCGAUGUGGACCGUCAAGAAGUUCAGAAAAUCCACGCUUGGAUGUUUCAACUAAAGUGGCUCGUGGAAAACUUCUGGUAA